Molecule: messenger RNA, 1333 nt
Organism: Periophthalmus magnuspinnatus
Lineage: Eukaryota; Metazoa; Chordata; Actinopteri; Gobiiformes; Gobiidae
Product: erythroid membrane-associated protein-like
Exons: 8
Coding region: 61-1242 (393 amino acids)
Molecular function (GO): protein binding
Source: RefSeq, a predicted model, not a curated record
CUCUGUUCAACCAGCUCAGACACGAGGAAGUGCAUUUAAAAACAUCCACAUUUACUGUUAAUGACACAUUCGAUCUGCGUCUGUCAACUGUGGAAAAACAAGUGGCUUCAUGCGUCGCCUCCUCCUGAGGGUCUGAGAUCACAUGAACCUGGACUGAGCAUGGAUCAGAGAGAGACCAGAGAGGACGGAGCCCCUCCCUCUAUAAAAGCUCACAGACCUGCUCCUGGGGCCAGCGGGGAGUCACUGAAGAGUGACGGCUCUAAAGGACUAGGAGUUAAUUUUAAAAGAAAACAUGGUCCAGAGAUCCACCAGAAAACUCCUCCAUCUGAACCUGGUCCCAUCUGUGAGUCCCUCAGGAGUGACCGGUCUAUGGAUCCUCCACCUAAGUUUUCCACAGAACCAGUGGAGCAGCAGGGUCCAGAGGUCUCCAGUGGUCAGCACCAUCAGACACAGCUGGACUCCAUAUUUAAGCUUCUGGAGGAGGACAUCUUCACUUUUGUCCAGAAGGAGCUGAAGAAGCUCCACAAGGUUCUGAGUACAGAUUACCCAGAAUGCUUAGAGCCAGAGGAGGAUGAAGAGCAGAGGCAGCAGCAGUGGCUUCUUGUCUUGUGUUUCAGACUGGACCAUGCUGGAGCUCAGUGGUUAACCCCAGGACUCAGAAAGUAUUUCUGUGAUCUCACUCUGGAUCCAAACACAGCUCACAGAAAACUCAAACUGUCUGACAACAACAAGAAGGUGACACAUGUGACAGAGGAGCAGCCGUAUCCAGAUCAUCAGGACAGAUUUGAGAACUGGCCUCAGAUCCUGUGUUCCACUGGUCUGACUGGUCGCUGUUACUGGGAGGUCCAGUGGAGUGGAUGGGUUGAUAUAUCUGUGUCUUACAGAGGAAUCAGAAGGAAAGGAGACAGUGAUGACAAUUUGUUUGGAGCCAAUGAUCAGUCCUGGAGUCUGUUCUGUUCUGAAGAUGGUUUCUCUGUUCAUCAUAAUGACAAACACACUGACCUCCCUCAGCCCUGGUCCUCCUCUUCUGGGACAGUCUCAGUGUUUGUGGACUGUCCUGCUGGCUCUCUGUCCUUCUACACAGUCUCCUCUGACCAACUGACCCACAUCUACACCUUCAACUCCACCUUCAACUCCACCUUCAACACCCCCGGCCCUCACACUCUGCUCCCUGGGUUUACUCUCUUGUUUUCUGACUCCUCAGUGUCUCUGUGUCGCACAGACUCACCCUCCUCUGUGUAAAAUACAACAAAUCUGUACAAAAAUCACUGGAAAUGUUCAUUUAUUUACUUUUUUUAAAGUCCCUGUUUAAAAAUAAAGAGUAAAAAGUGAC